This is a messenger RNA of Salmo salar (Atlantic salmon), 2957 nucleotides long. Its product is annotated as Myb_DNA-bind_5 domain-containing protein. Lineage: Eukaryota; Metazoa; Chordata; Actinopteri; Salmoniformes; Salmonidae. The record is from RefSeq and is a predicted model, not a curated record. Gene Ontology annotation, cellular component: nucleus.
AUGUCUGGUAGCGUGAAUGUAUGUGCUAAAGUGCAGGUGGUCAGCCCAGUUGAUAUCGGACUUCAUGCUCCGAUACCAUAUGCCCGACAGUAAGGGAGUGAACAGCUCAUGGCUGGGGUGUGUGGGGUCCUUGAUGAUGCUGUGGGCUUUCGUUUGAGAAACGUUAGAUGUCCUGGAUGGCUAACAUUUCAUCAUUUUGUUUCACCCACGCUCUGGGAAUAAGGGCUGAUGCGUUUACCUGAUGGCUGGAUUAAUACAUGUGUAUCACCCGUCGUGGUUAACUUGACCACUGUUUCUUCAUCAUGAUAAAGCUUAUUAGCUACUUUUUAUAUUAAUAGUAUUUUAGGUGCUUGGGAAAGUUAAGUGAUUUCAACAGCGCCAUAGCUCGAGCAUUGUGGUCAGUCACAGGACUUUUCUCUCACAGAGAAAACACGUACUGAGCUUGCGUACAAACUAGCGCGAGACAUCGGACUGUGGCUAGCUAACUACGAAGUUUUCGGACUAAUCGCAGAAAUCACAACCUUUCUUUCCCUCAAAAGGUAAAACUAUAAUGUAUAGCAAUAUUACAAAUAUCUAGCCUAUUUUGGUGUUAUUUUUUUAUCUCGUAAAAUGAAUGAAGAGGCGACAAUGCGUACGCAAACGUUUGCUAGCUACAAUCUUGUUAAGACGUGACUAGCUAACAUUAGCUAGCUAGCUUACUUGUUCACGAAAAAAAAACGCCCAAAAUGUGAACAAUGAGCAGUAACGGCAUUUUUGAUGUUAAGGCAUUGUGUUUUUAAAAAGUGCAAAUAUGUUACCAUAUCGCAGUUACUAACCGGUUUCACCGCUAUCGCAUAGAUAACAUCCUAGUUAGCUAUAGCUAGUUAACUAACAAGUACAUUUUUGGGGUACGGGUAAGUUAACGUGAACUAAUGUAGCUAGCUAGCAGUCUAGCCCGUAAACCGAGCUAAAUCAAGAGAGCACUGACUGCUGUCUGACGAUGAUACUCGGGUUGCGUCUGUCUUCUUGGCAUGACAGGCUGAUGACUGGUCAACAAAGGGAUUGCGCUUGACUCUCAGACAGCUGUGCAAGUAAUUUAUAGGGUGCAAGAAGAACUAGUAGUAUCCCUACUAGGAGGACUGAAGGCAGAGACCAGAGUGAAAGAAGCAGACCAGAGAGAUAAGAGGCAUUGUGGAAGAUGUCUGCCUCACACUUCUUCAAUGAGGACAGUGUCACGCGGUUCAAAAAGAGAAAAGCUCGCUUUACCUUCAGUGAGGUCCACAUCCUCCUGGAUGAAGUGAAGAAGAAUCGGCACAUCGUUGUCGGGAAGUUUAACCGCGGUGUACCAACGGAUGUGAAGAAGCGCGUGUGGGCGGAGAUCACGGCCAGUGUGAAUGAGAUCGGGGAGAGCCAGCGUGAGGUCAUCGAGAUCAUCAAGAAGUGGUCCGACCUCAAGUGCGACACCAAGCGCAAGGUUGCCGCCAUGCGGUCGGGGGCCAACUUCAAGGGGAUCAACUCGCGGCUGUCCCGCGACCUCAGCCCCACAGAGAACAUUGUGCAUCAGAUCUUGGAGCUGGAUGGGAAGCGAAGCCGGGUGCCAGGUCUCCAUUAUGGGGCUUUCAAGGAGGGAGAUGAUGAUGAAGGACCAGAGGAGGAGGACGAGGAAGAGGACAUGGCGGGGAUACACAGUUACCCCAAUGAAGGAAUAGAUGUCUCAAUGCCACCACCCUCCACGCUUUCCUCGGCCAUGCCCAUGUCCUUUUCCAUGGGGAUGCCCAUGCCGGGCCCUGGCCACACACCCAUACCCCCGGUUCAACCCAAAGAUGACCAUUCUAUGCCAACCUACAGUGGCUCGUCCAGAGAUUCGUCACAUCCCUCUUAUGAAAUGCAGUAUGAGAUACCCACUGCUGAAGACACUGAGAACCAGUUUGGGCAGACAGACGACGAGCGUCAGGACGAGCUGCCCCCUUCCACCUCACAGACGUCCAGCCUCACAGAGGACAACCAGGGGAGCGGCGGUGGCCCACACCCCUCCACAGGCACCCAGCCCUCACCCUCAUCGUUUUCCGCCGCACCACCUACAGCAGGCCAGCCACCUCGGAACGCCAGGGAUAGCAUGUUGCAGAGUGCCUCGCUGAGCAUUCAGGAGCAGCACGCCACCAACACCGCGCUAGAGACGGUGUCGCGCUCCCUGGAACUGCUGUCCGAGUCGGUGCAGCAGCUGGCCGAGACGCAGCAGGAGUUUGUGCGCGAGUCGCUGCAGCUGCAGAGGGAGACGAUGCACAUACUCCGAGACUUCACCAGUGGGGCCCUGGCCCUCAUGCAUGACAAGCUCAAUGGACGCCCGGCCCUAUAGCCCAGACGUUGCUGCACUAUCUGCCUCCUGUGGAGCUGGACGGGUGUGUUCCUUUACACUGGGUACAAGGUUGUUCCAUUUCUUUCAUUGAGUCAUUUACUCCAGACAUUUUUAGUGGGUUGUGUUCCGAGUUACUGUAUUUUAUAGGAGUAACCCUGUCUGCGUAAAUGUUUAAAUUAUGAACUGUGUGUUAUCCCUCCAAGGGAAAUACAGAAACUCAAAGCAGAAUUAGGGGUUUCUUGCACAAAUUAAGAGCCUAUUUGUUUCUUCCCCCAUUUCUCAGAUCAUUAAAAUUGAGUUAGUUUAAGGCUCAGAGAGAGUCUAAAAUUUGCCUAAUUUUAAAGUGAGGUAAUAAUGUGUAAUGUUUUCUAAAGUGUCCUGUUGUAUCAUGUUGAAAACAGAUUCUAUCUGAUAAACAUGUUAGAGCGAUAGGGCCCCGUCAUUUGUAAAGGUGGGCAUACUUCUUGAGAUUAUGGACUGAUUUCUGUAUGUUCAUUUUUUAUGUGAGACAGUUUUAAAUGAAUUCUCCUUUUGUCUACUAUGUUGAUGUAGUCUCCUUAUGUACUAUUGUACGGAGAUAUUGUAGAACAUGUAAAUAAAUAUGAUUGAUAACUGCUGUAAA